AUGGAUCCUGUAUCGAUCCUCAGUGUUGUCUCUGCUAUCAUCACAUUCAUUGACUUCUCCUGGAGCCUUGUCACAGGCGCUACAGAAGUUUAUCAAAAUCCUCUAGGAACAAUUGACAACAAUGCCUACAUCAAAGUAGCGAAACAGUUACAGGUAGUUUCUGCAAACCUGAAAACAGACUUCCCAGGGGAUAGCGGCCCAGAGAAACAUAUCAGAGAGAUCGCCGAUGCUUGCUUUGAAGAAUCAAAGACAUUGAUAGGCUUAUUAGAGAAGUUUAGAGCUCGACAGAAAAAAUAUUGGUUCUUUCUUAGCUUGAAGAAAUCUUGGCAGAUGUGGAAGACUAGUGGAGAUGUAAAGAAAUCAAAGGAUAGAUUGCGAGAAUACCAGUCGCAGAUAAUGCUUCAUUUUAUGUUGAUGCUUCAAGACGAAAGUUCUCAGAUGACAAAACAUCUUAGAUCCGUGGAAGAAACUUGUAAACAUCUCAUGAUUGAAUUCCCAAAACAGUUCGACACCUUCCGCGAUGAGCUCAUUCGAGUAUCUAAAGAAUACGUCCAGUUUGAUGCUGUUUUAACUACUAGAACAUUAGCUCUGAUCCGUGAUAUUCAAGAAAAGAAUAAUGAGAUUAGUGCGCAGAAUUAUAUUCUACAAAAGCUCAACUUCAAGGACAGGUGUCUACGACACGAGCAGAUCCAUACGGCAAAUGAAGACACAUGCGGGUGGAUAUUCGGUUAUGAUCUUCCGGGUCAUUCCAACAGUCUUCACAGCACAGUAACCGAAAACGUCACUAUUCGUCAAUACGAGUAUGAGAAGGGCGUUUUAGAGCAGCACCGAAAAGAGGCGAGUCAUGAAUUUCUCUCUUGGUUGAAUCAUGGUCACAAUAUCCUUCACGUCUCGGGAAAAGCUGGAUCGGGGAAGUCAACCUUGAUGAAAUUCAUUGCUUCCCAUGAAAAAUCACGGGAAGAACUCCAGAAAUGGGCUGGGGAGAAAACUCUUAUCAUAGGAAAGUUCUAUUUCUGGAACCCUGGGACUACGUUACAAAUGUCACUCGGGGGCCUUUAUAGAUCCCUUUUGUUUGCGAUUUUAAGUCGCUGCCCGGAAAUGAUCAAGUUAAUCUUCCCCUGCGAAUGGGAGAAACUCUAUAGAGAUAUCCCAGAAACCGAGAGGAAUAUCGGAGGACCGAUACCUCGCACACUGGCGGAGUUCUUGAUGAAUAGCAACCGCCGUCAUCACGAAUAUAAAUAUCUAUUCGAACAGGAAUUUUCAUCUGAACCGAAUCUCGAAAGGGCAUUUGAGGCCUUUAUACGCAAAUCUCGGCAUUCUCAUUAUCGGGUGUGUUUUUUUAUUGAUGGGCUUGAUGAGUGCGACGGUAACAGACUUGUCCAUGAAGAGUUGGCCCAAAAAAUAAAAUAUUGGACAGAAGGGGGUAAUGUCAAAGUUUGUGCAUCUUCUCGGCCAUAUAAAGAGUUCCACGACGUCCUAGGAUCUUCAGAGAUUCCAAGGUUACAUUUACAUUUACUGAACCGAUUUGAUAUCUGGACCUAUUGCGUCAAUCGGUUCAGCCACGACCGUGAAGCGAAGAAGAUGAAACAAUCAUAUAUGAGCAUAAUUAAUGAUAUUACCGAAAACUCCGAGGGUGUUUUCUUAUGGGCUCGCCUCGUUGUCGACAUUAUCCUCUUAGCUCUUCGUCAAGGCGACCCAUACCAUAUCCUGCAGGAGAAACUGGCCGAGAUCCCCAAAGAGUUGAAUUUGCUAUACUCUAAGUUACGUGAACCGAUAGAAAGGAGUAAGCUAAACAAAGAAAUGUCGAACAAAAUGCUCCUCCUUGCUUUACGGAACCCAACAAAUGAAGACCUGGACGCAAUUGUCUUCUCCUGGCUUGACAGAUGGGGAAAUGAUGGGAUAGAGGAUCCAGACUUUCCUAAAAUCAAUACGUAUUUCCCUUAUGACGAGAUGGAAUAUACGGAAAAAAUAGAAAAUGUGGAAAAGAAAAUGGAUGGUCUAACGCGAGGAUUUCUUGAGUUCAGCCCAACUAAUAGGAAAAGGGAAUCAUUUCUUCAGCCUUGGUUCAAUCGUACUAUUCAAUUCUCACAUAAGACGGCUCGAGACUUCCUUCUCCAACACGAAGGAGUUAUGUCAAACUUCGAAGAACCGUUUCCCCGUUUUAACUCAAGUUAUCCAUAUGGAAGAAUCCUUCUUGCCCAGCUUAUCCAUGGAUUUAGGGCAAUAUUAACCGGUGAUAAUUCAAAUACAAUAAACUUUUUGAAUUAUCUAGAAAGACUAUUCCCUGAACAUAUCAACGAUAUAAUCUGCCACAAAAUACAAGUUGAAAUCCAGCGAUUGUGGCCAUGGUUUCUAUUCUCCUUAAAAACCUACCAUCCCGACGCAACGUUAGGUUUCGAGUUUUACUCAAAUUUUGUCAACGCGAGUAUUCAACUUCCUCGGGUAUCUGAGGCCUAUGACCCAGCUAUGCUGCUCGCCGCCUUAGGUAGAAAAGAUUGGGUGUCCGCCGCCAAACACAUCAUUAGUGACGAAAUACUGGACCACCCGAUUCGCAUUGAAGCUUCUACGGGGAGGAAAUACUCUUUCUCUUGGCCCUUAUGGACCAUUGCGUUUAUUUUCAUUAUUAAUUAUCAAUUCUCAAACCAUGACUAUGCCAACAACGAUGUUGAUAGGAUACGUCAUACCUUACGUAAGCACGGAGAUGAGAGCGCGAAUAGCUUUCGGUUUGAAAUAUUUUGUUUGCAGAAUUACGAUAAGAAGGGAAACUGUCUUGACGUAGAGGUCCAAUGGGAUGUAUUGGCGAAUGUACUCGAAUUGGCGGGUAAACUGGCAAGAGAUGAGCCUGUGGCGUUCACCUCGAAAGAAGAUAUUGGAAUGACACACGAAUAUGGGAAUGAGGCACUUCGCCAUGUUGUGCAGCCUGGUCGGGGUAAUGCAGCUAUCAUCUUUCUCUCCGCUUUAUGGAAAGAUGAACAUUUAGAUUUUUCUUCCUACAUAAUUCCUGGAAAAAACAUUGUAUUUGAUUACAAUAUGAGAGAUUAA
Annulohypoxylon maeteangense is the source of this 3042-nucleotide messenger RNA. RefSeq lists its product as uncharacterized. Lineage: Eukaryota; Fungi; Ascomycota; Sordariomycetes; Xylariales; Hypoxylaceae. The coding region runs from base 1 to 3042 and encodes 1013 amino acids. The record is from RefSeq and is a predicted model, not a curated record. The transcript is spliced from 3 exons.